Messenger RNA from Polistes canadensis, 1589 nucleotides. Its product is annotated as coiled-coil domain-containing protein 65. Gene Ontology annotation, cellular component: axonemal dynein complex; axoneme. The transcript has 5 exons. NCBI's taxonomy places the organism in Eukaryota, Metazoa, Arthropoda, Insecta, Hymenoptera, Vespidae. Gene Ontology annotation, biological process: cilium-dependent cell motility; axonemal dynein complex assembly; regulation of cilium movement. The record is from RefSeq and is a predicted model, not a curated record. The coding region runs from base 382 to 1566 and encodes 394 amino acids.
CAACUUUAUAUAUAUAUAUAUAUAUAAUAUAUACACACACAUACUAUAUAAUAUACAUGCAUGUGUGAAUGCAUUGGUGAUGACAGAAUUGAUCAAACAAAUACAGAACUAUUACAUUAUUGCGGACGAUACAGUAGUACAAGUUACGUAUUUACGUGUGUUUAUCAGUACUGAAACAUAUCGUGGAAAUCAGUUUUUAUAAGUUUUUUCAAUUUAACUUAGAUUUAUAAGAUACAAAUAUAUUGUAACAAGUAUUAUUUAUACAUCCAGACAUUGUAUUAGGUCGAAAGAUAUAUAUAUAUAUAUCUCUCCUUCGUAUUUGAUAAAUAUAUAUUAAGUAAUAAUUUAAUAUAUAAAUAAAUAAAUAAAUAAAAAAAUAUAAUGCCGCCAAAAAGAAAAGGUAAAGCUAGUAAAUUCGCUCGUAUGAGCGAGGAAGAACGUGCUCGUUAUAUGCAGCAUCGUGCAGAAUUAGAAUUAGAAGCGAAAAGACGCAAACAACAAUUGAUAGCAAUUUUUAGUAAGAACAAAUUGAAACGCGAAGAAGCUUUUUCAAGAUUGAAUACAGCAAAAAUAAACGAACAGUGGCGAUUCAUUCUUCGUCAGAUUAAAUGUAAAGAAUUUUAUGAAGAUAUUAAGUAUCUUUGGAAAAAUUUUGAUAGAAUGAUUAAUACUAAGGAUAAAAUAAUACAGCUGUUGCAUGUAGAAAUAGAAAUGGCAGAUAUUGAUCAUAGAAGAUUGCAAGAAGCUCAUAUUGGAAUUAUAGACAAAAUUAUUGAACUGUACGCGCAGAAACUUAGAGCUUUAUGUGACGAUUACAUUAAUAAAGUGCAUAGCAUUCAAGGUAAAGAUACAGUAGAAUUGAAUAAAUUAAAAUCACAUAUGGAAAAAACUUGUGACGAAAUCAAAUUGAUUAUCGUGAAUGAGAAAGUAGAAUUGGAAAAAAUAUUAGCAAGGACUAAUUCACAAAAUGCUGUUAAUAUUUGUAAUUUAAUUUCAUUGAGAAAAAAUAUGAUGUUAGAACUUAAAAAUAAAAUUUCUAUUAAAGUAGAAAAUUUAUCGAAACAAUUAAAUGAAAUAAUGCUAGAGUAUAAUACGACUACGGAAAUCAAAAGGAAAAAAUAUGAAUUAUUGAAAGAACAGGAUGAUACUAAUCUAGCAGAAAUGACACAAUAUCCAAAAUUAAUUACACAAUUGCAAAAUAAAAUAAAUACUUUAAAAAAUGACACAGAAAGUUUAUUAGAAAAAAGGGAGUCUAGCAUUACCGAGUUAAGAUGUCAGAUGAAAUUUACAAGCCAUAAAUCAUUAACAGUAAAAAAAAAUUUUAGAACGGAUCAAAUUUUACAAUCUGAACAGUUAAAAAAAUUAAGCAUUGUUUGUAAUACUGUCAUUAAGGAUUUGAAAAAAAUUAAUGAAAAAAGUAUUACAUUGUUAUCAUUGAUGAAAUUGUGCUCAGAACUAGAACCUUUAUCAGCAUCUAUUAAAAUGUAUAUCUGUUCUAACAUAGAUCCUGUAGAAGAAUCAACCAUACAUUGCGUGAGUGUUCAUAUAAAAUUGUACAAAUUUUAGUAAAUUUUUAAAAAUUUUCUAUU